This is a messenger RNA of Sphaerulina musiva SO2202, 1527 nucleotides long. RefSeq lists its product as uncharacterized. Bases 1 to 1527 code for a protein of 508 amino acids. The record is from RefSeq and is a predicted model, not a curated record. NCBI's taxonomy places the organism in Eukaryota, Fungi, Ascomycota, Dothideomycetes, Mycosphaerellales, Mycosphaerellaceae. The transcript has a single exon.
AUGAUUAUCUUCAAAAACCACCGGCUGCGAGUGGGUUACCGCAAAGAGGACUGGCAUGAUGUCUGGUAUGCGCCAGCUGCCCAUUACGAGCCGGACGAUGAUGAUUACAGUGAAUUUGAGCUGUACAAAUCUCCGUAUGGAGGCCGCACGGCCAACGAACCCACCGAGGGUGAAGUCGUCUGGAUCGGCAACUUCGACAUCAAGCAGUGCGAGAGUAGCGACAGAAAGGAGCGGAUGCGCAAGCACCGCAUCACUCUGUAUCGCGCCUGGAAAUACUGCGAUGAGACGGACCCCGAGCAAGUUCGUCGGCUGGAAGAAGAGCUGAACCAGCCCGACUGCAGAAGAUGGCAGUCUUGGUUUACGCACGCGAAGAAGUGGAAGCGGACGAAGCUGCAGAGUCGCAAGCGCAAGAGGAACGAUCUGGUGAACAGUGAGCCCGUUCAAGCGGUUCUUGCGAGUGGCACCCUUUUAUCCGAAGUCGACAUCACUUCUGACAGUGAAGAUUCCGCGUAUGGAAGUGAGGCAGAGCGGGAGAUGGCAGAGGAGCGGCGCAAGAAAGGUCUUUCCAUGCCGCCGCCGCCUCGACCAAAGCGCAGACGAGGUAGAGGCAGAGGCAAGUUUUCGCGGAAGUCUCGUAAAGGCGGCGGCGGCGACGACGACAGGGCAAACGACAACGAGGACGACUUUCCACCGCUAAUGAGCGGCGGCCUGGGCGACCUAGACAGAUCUUGGACUCCGCGAUAUAAUGAACCCAAUGGACUGGGCUUCAUCAUGAAUGUCCCAGAUGAAGCCGAUCCGACCAAGAGCGCUCGCUUGAAAAGUACAAUCAAAGCUGGGAAAAAGAAGUAUCAGGCUACCACUAUCGAAGGUUACCUGAACGAUAAUAGCGACCUCAAUGUUCACGACUGGGAGCCUGACGACGAAAACUCCAACAGUAUGAGCGCUAGCCAAUUCGACGCUCGCCCUCCCGAAGGUCCACCGGAUCUUCCUGCUUAUGAUUUCCCGCCAACUCCACAAGCGAGCCAGCGGACGAUAGAUCUCGGCCGUAAUAUCAGCGGCAUGGCAGCGCGCAACCGAGCUGCCGCAGAGCAGGCUGCACGGAGUAGUCUCUCCGACCAUGGUGUCGCGCUACGGCGAGGUUCGAGAAGUGAGUCGUCGUCGAACGCUGGAGUUGGUGAUGUUGGUGUAAACCCUGCAGUCGGACGCGACAGUCGCUCCGGCUCUCACCGCGAAGGCUCUGUGAUGGACCAGCGCGAUCGGGACAAUGCUGGUCUGGAUGAUGAUGUCGCUCUUGCGAGAGCCUUGAGACUUUCGGAGAGACCUGGAGAGGAUGGAUACGACGAGGGCCCGGAGGAGAAUUACGAGGAGAAUUACGAGGAGAACGCUGAGCACGAUGAGAGCGCUGAGCACGAUGAGAACGACGGCAAUGAUGAUAAUGACGACGGCGACGAGAACGACCGCAUUAGACGUGAGAGGAGAUCUAGCCUGGCUCGUGGCGAUGGAGAUGCGGUUCUUGACAGAGAGUAG